This is a messenger RNA of Lytechinus pictus (painted urchin), 2097 nucleotides long. RefSeq names its product putative nuclease HARBI1. The transcript has 4 exons. The record is from RefSeq and is a predicted model, not a curated record. NCBI's taxonomy places the organism in Eukaryota, Metazoa, Echinodermata, Echinoidea, Temnopleuroida, Toxopneustidae. The coding region runs from base 67 to 825 and encodes 252 amino acids.
GCCUUGCAGGUUUUUAUUGCCCUGCGAUUUUUUGCUACAGGGUCGGUGCUUGACAGUAGUGGAACAAUGCAUGGGGUCAGCCGAUCGACGACAUGCCGAGUGAUCCAUCGUGUGGCAGGGGCUCUCUACAACAGAAAGCAUGAGAUUAUCAAGUUUCCCUGUUCCGAUGACGAGGUGACAGACCAACAAACAAACUUCUAUAAGAUCGCACACUUCCCAAAGGUUGUAGGAGCUGUGGACGGUACCCAUGUUUACUUGCAUGGGGCACCACUUGGCCCCGAUGAACAUGUGUACAUCAAUCGAAAAGGCAGAUAUUCUAUCAACGUACAAUUGAUAUGUGACUACAGAUUCAAGAUUACAAAUUGUGUUGCUCGCUGGCCGGGGAGCACCCACGAUAGUCGAAUACUUCAGAACAGCAUUGUCGGACAUGAGUUCAUCAGAGGAAACCUCCAUGGCAUACUGCUUGGUGAUUCUGGGUACGCUCUUCAACCCUGGAUCAUGACCCCUUUCCUAAACCCUACUAAUCAGGCUGAGAGAGCCUUCAAUCGUGCCCACAGUUCAACCAGAGUCCUCAUUGAGCAGGUGAACGGGCAGUUGAAAAACAAGUUUCGUUGCCUUAUCGGCCAUGGCCUCCAAAUGAGCCCUCUGAACGCCAAGGAUGUUAUCAUGGCAUGUGCAGUUCUGCACAACCUGAGCAAAGACCUUAACCAGCCUGAAGUCCCAUUCCAACUAGUGGACAAUGAUGAAGAUGAGAUCCCUGAUCCUCCUGAUGGUGUGAAUGGUCCUGCUACAAGGGCACAGAUUGUUGCUAGUUUCUUUCAGUAGAUAUAUGGCAAAGUGCUAUGAAGUAUUUUGGAAAAUUUACAUCAAUCAUUUUCAUAUUGGGACAGUAUUCAAAUCAUUUCAAUUAAAUACGCUCGUCACGAUGGGACGUAUUGUGGUAUCACGCUUGGUGUAAGUCCAUCUGUCUGUCCGUUAACUUUUCCUUGUAAACACGAUAACUUCAGUUUAACUUAACCAGGCUCAUAUAAUUUGGUGUGUAUGAUACUAGCAUGGAUCCCAGGAAGCCUAUCAAUUUUGAGGUCAGAAGUCAAGGCCACAGUGACAUGUUUUAAUCUUACCCUUCUGAAGUCCUUGUAAACGAGAUAACUUUACUUUAACUUAACCUAGGCUCAUAUAAUUUGGUCUUUAUGAUACCAGCAUGGAUCCCAGGAAUUCUUUUGAUUUUGAGGUCAGACAAUCAAAGGUGAAGUCACCACCUUCCACUUUUCUUACUUGACCAAUAACUCAAUUUUCCGCUUUACAGGCGGCGUAUUAUAUGCUCGCCUUAGUGACACCCUUGUUUAAUGUUAUGGUUAAUCUUUGUAAAUGUACAAGGAAUCAGGAGCUCUGAAAAAUCUCAAUUCAUUCAAUGUUAAAGCUUAUGCAAUAUUGUGGAUUUAGGCAUUGAGUUGUGAAAAUAGCCCCAGAAAAUAAAACUUUAAAAAAUGUUUUUUUUUUUUACUGAUCCAAAUUCUCCACACCAAUUGACAUAAAUGGAUAUUUUUUUACAUGAACAUGUUGCACAGGAACUGUCUAUUCCGCUUAUUUUUCUUGGCCCAAACCCAAUAGAAUGGAACAUAUACAUAAUUUAUGCUAAAUUUCAGUCUUGUUUAGAAGUACAUGAAUAGAGAUAUUAUAUUAUGUGACAUCAGUGGCACCAUCUUUUGCUCAAUGAAAAAAAAAUGUAGUACCUUUCCUAUAUUCAAUUGAAUUUCACACCAUUUCCUUCUGGUAAUAUAUCCAACUCCACUUUUUGUUGAAGUGGACUUGACCUUUUGACUAUCAUGGGCAUUAUACUAUUGAAGUAGAGGAUUCAACUUGAAGGAAACCAUACCCCAUUUACAUGAAUUGUGAAAGACAAUAUCACUUUGAGGCAUUCUUGGUUAUAGGAAAAUUCUUGGUGCAAGAUAUAAGAGUAAAGACAAAGUGGAACAUUCAAGAGUUUAAUGAUCAUCAGAGUAUGGUUUCCUUCUUGUACAGUAUAUUCAGGAAAAGUCCACCUUGGAUUACCAUUCUGGAAAUGGUCCAGUCAGGAGAUAGGCAGAAUCAAAGUUU